Messenger RNA from Dermatophagoides pteronyssinus (European house dust mite), 1103 nucleotides. RefSeq names its product mitochondrial nicotinamide adenine dinucleotide transporter SLC25A51-like. Gene Ontology annotation, molecular function: NAD transmembrane transporter activity. The record is from RefSeq and is a predicted model, not a curated record. Gene Ontology annotation, cellular component: mitochondrion. NCBI's taxonomy places the organism in Eukaryota, Metazoa, Arthropoda, Arachnida, Sarcoptiformes, Pyroglyphidae.
CCCGGUCAUUAUUUAUUUAAAGUGUUCGAAUUGUUUUUUGUUUGGUCGUUGUUUCGUUGAUUUCUCGACAAUUUUAUCAUGAAUAUUCCAAAUCAACGACAUAAUGAUGAACCAAAAUGGCCAAUCGGUUCAGAAUAUCUAUGCGGUAUGGGUGCAGGACUGUUAAGUGUAUGUAUUACAUUUCCAAUCAAUAAACUUAUGUUUCGACAAAGUGUAUGGGGAUUUGAUGCAGCUAGUGCUUUACGUCAAUUACGUAUCGAAGGUAUCGGUUAUCUUUAUCGUGGUGUUGGACCACCAUUAUUAGUAAAACCAUUAUCAUCAUCAGUAAUGUUUGGAUCGUAUAAUCAAUUUUAUCGUAUGUUAUCUACUGAAAAUAAUAAUGUUAAUGGCUUUGAUUUCCAAGCAUCAUUAUUGGCAUCAUUAUUAUCCGGUGCUACUGAAGCAUUGAUAGCAACACCAUUCGAACGUAUUCAGAUGAUAUUACAGGAUGGUCGUUUCAAUAAUCAAUAUACAAAUAUGUUUGAUCUAUUCUAUCAGAUACGUCGUUAUGGUAUUCAAGAAUAUUAUCGUGGAUUUCGUAUUACGGUAUUACGUAAUGGACCAUCAACAUUUUUAUAUUUUUGUAGUUUAGAUUAUUGUGAACAAAAAUUAUUUCAACCAUCAUCAUCAUCAUCAUCAUCAUCAUCAACAAUAACGACAACAACACAAAUUAAUAAUCAAAGAAUUACAAAUGAAUUUAUGAGAAAAUUUAUAACUGGCGCAAUAUUAGGUGGUACAAUAUCAACAUUAAUCUAUCCAUUAAAUGUAAUACGCACAAGAAUACAGGUACAGCCAAUCGGUACAAAACAUAUGUCCAUACGUCAAGCAUUUGAACAAUUAUAUCAGGAACGUAUUGGUACAUCACGUUCAUUAGUAGCCGGUAUACAUGUAAAUCUAUUUCGAUCAUUUUUACAUUGGGGAUGUUUGACCGCUAUUUCAGAUUUCAUUCGAAAUAAAAUUAAUUAUAAUUAAUCGAUUAAUAUUGAUUUUAAACAAAAAUCCUUUCCAUUUCCGAUUUUUAUCAAUAUAGAUUCAGGGCAAAUCAUGCAUCGAUGACAGAUAAG